Messenger RNA from Medicago truncatula (barrel medic), 1555 nucleotides. Its product is annotated as dof zinc finger protein DOF3.6. Gene Ontology annotation, biological process: regulation of DNA-templated transcription. Bases 262 to 1266 code for a protein of 334 amino acids. Gene Ontology annotation, molecular function: DNA binding; DNA-binding transcription factor activity. Lineage: Eukaryota; Viridiplantae; Streptophyta; Magnoliopsida; Fabales; Fabaceae. The record is from RefSeq and is a predicted model, not a curated record. The transcript is spliced from 2 exons.
AGCUUAUAGGUUAAGAAACUUCCUCCACUAAAAACCCUAAAAAAUAUAAUAAAACAAAAAGAGAUGAGAGAAUGAGGGAAUAAGGGCAAAGUAAACAAACUAAAGCCUCUUCUUGCUGCUUUCCUCCUCCCUCCUCUCUUCCUUUAAUGCUCUUUUUCCCUUUCUUUCUCUUCUCUGUAUUCCCUUGGUUUGAUUCUCCACCAUCUCCCUAAAGAGCCAUCAAAACUUUAUAAAAGAUAACAUAAAAGGAUUUUCAAUACCAUGGUUUUCUCUUCUAUUCAAGGUUAUGUAGAUCCUCCUAAUUGGCACCACCAGCAACCAAAUCAUCAGCAAGCAAAUGGAAGUGAUAACACUCAACUUCUUCCACCUUUACCACCUCAAGUGGGAGGUAGUACUACUGGUGGUGGUACUAUGGGCUCGAUCAGGCCCGGCUCCAUGGCUGAUCGAGCUCGUUUAGCAAAACUACCACCACCUGAACCAGCACUAAAGUGUCCUCGUUGCGAUUCAACCAACACUAAAUUUUGCUACUUCAACAACUACAGCCUCACUCAACCUCGUCACUUCUGCAAGACAUGUAGGCGUUAUUGGACAAGAGGGGGUGCACUUAGAAAUGUUCCAGUUGGUGGAGGGUGUCGUAGAAACAACAAGAAAAACAAAAGAAGCCGUUCAAAAUCUCCUAAUUCAACAAAUUCUCAAGAAAAACAAACUUCCUCAUCAAGUGCAAUCCCUUCUCAUCAUGAACUAAUUGGUCAUCAGCUACCACAAACAAUUCCUAAUCUACCUUUCAUGGCCUCGAUGCAGAAUCUGAAUCGUUAUGUUGUUGGAAACGUUAACAUGGGUCUUGGUUUGCGUGAGAUCCAAGAACAACAACAACAACAAGAUCAUAUGGGGUUUCAAAUUGGUAUUGGUAAUGGUAACUCAACUUCUGUUUCUGUUUCUGCUUCUUCUGUUGCUGGAGGUGUCGGAGUUGAACCAUGGCGUAAUUUGCAGCAAUUUCCUUUCUUGAAUACUUUCGAAUCAAACUCUUCUGGAAAUAAUCCAUAUACUUUUCAAGGAGAAAGUAAUAUUGAAGCUGCUGCAGCAUCUGGAUUUGUUAGAGAUAUAGCUUCAAACUCUAGGGCUAAUCAAGAGCCACCGGUUAAAAUGGAAGAAAAUCGAGCUUUAAAUUUUUCAAGAACAUCUCUUGGUGUCUCUGAACAUAAUAACCAACAACAAUACUAUUCUUGGAAUGAUUUAUCAGGCUCUUCAAGUACUCAUAUCUUGUAACUUUCGACCGAAUGGAUCAAAGAUAUGAAGUUUCGAACGAUUGGUCACAACUUCAACUAUGAUCACUCAUAUUAUUCAACUCAGUCAUGGUAGUAGAAUUGAUCUUCUUCUUCUCCUUCUAGUAAUUGAUUUUGUUUAUGUUUUUUUAUUUUGUUUCAUGGAGUCAAGUAAUUUGUGUACUAUAUAUAUGGGCUUGUUUUAUUUUCUAUAACUUUGUGUGUGCAUGUAAUGUUAUAACUUAUAUAUGUGUGUUUUUUAUAAUAUCAAUUCGGUACAAAAUUUUCCUUAA